AUUUAUUAAUUAAUGGCUCUUAAGAGAAUUCAAAAGGAGUUAGCUGACUUAGCCAAAGAUCCUCCAGCAAAUUGUUCUGCUGGACCAGUAGAUGAUAAAGAUAACUUUCAUUGGUAAGCAACUAUUAUGGGACCAGAAGGCUCACCAUAUUAAGGAGGAGUCUUUUUCUUAAAUAUUCACUUUCCUACAGAUUAUCCAUUUAAACCUCCUAAAAUUAACUUUGUUACUCGAAUUUAUCAUCCUAAUAUUAAUUAAAAUGGAGCCAUUUGUCUAGACAUAUUAAAAGAUCAAUGGUCACCUGCCCUCACUAUUAGCAAAGGUAUUUAAAAUACAUUAUAGAAUUAAUAGUAUUGCUCAGUAUUUCCUCACUUUUAACAGAUCCAAAUCCAGAUGAUCCUCUUGUUCCUGAAAUUGCAAGCAUUUUCAAAUAAGAUAAAAACAAAUAUGAACAAUUAGCAAGGGAGUAUACCAAAAAACAUGCAUAAUGAUAUUAUGAAUUCAU
Paramecium sonneborni is the source of this 502-nucleotide messenger RNA. Lineage: Eukaryota; Ciliophora; Oligohymenophorea; Peniculida; Parameciidae. The record is from the annotation of a GenBank genome assembly.